UAUCGCACGCGGCCGUUGUACUGUGAGCGCGUGUGUCUACAAUAAGCUUGUUUGAAGCAACACGUCGCGAUCGUAAUAAUUUACGCGAAAUUACAAAGUUACAAUUAAAUACAAUUAGUGAGUGAGAGUUUUGUGACGUUUGGGCACUCUUGUGGAACUGCAGUUAUGUGUAGCAAUUUUUAAGACAAUUUCGGCGGACGGAAAAACGUCGAAGGAGUUGCGAAGCGCAUUCGUGUAAAAUUUGUCUGCUUGGAGGAUGGUCAAAUUUUGACUAUCGGUUGCUGAGCUAAAAUGGCUUACUACCGCUGCGGUCCAACGGCGAUCGGCAGCCGGGCGUCCUGGUCGGUGACGUCGCCCACGGUGGAGCCCAAGAGCUUCGACAGACCGCUCAGCGGCAACUACGAUAGGAUCUUCAACGCCUUCGAGAGGACCAAUGCCUUCGAGUACGUCCGGAGCACCUUCGAGGGCAAGCAGGAGGAGCGGCACGUGGGCCACGGCGACAUCGUAGUCAACAGGAAGAUGAGCAGCAGCUUCGAGCGGGCGGACUGCGCCCUGGCCGCCCAGACCCCGUGCUCCGACGAGGAGGACUUCUACAGGGAGAAGAUACUGUACUCGCAGGCGAGACAGCUGUUCCCCCUGCAGGAAGACUUGGCGGACUGGAUCAACAAAACUAUAGGUAUAACAUACUUGACUGGCGAGAACUUUCUGGAUGCGCUGGACAAUGGCGCGGAACUGUGUCAGCUGGCCGCCGUCAUCCACGAGCGAGCGCGGGAGUCCCUCGACCAGGGUCUCAUUGUUGGGCCGGUCCCAGCGAUCCGCGGCCGCUGCUGGCAGCGCGCUGCCCGGCGCAGUUUCUUCUCACGAGAUAACGCCGAGAAUUUCAUCACAUUCUGCCGCGAGCUGGGCGUACAUGAGAACCUUUUGUUCGAGAGCGAUGAUUUGGUGCUGCACAACCAGCCGCGGCAGGUGAUUCUCUGUCUGCUGGAGGUGGCGCGGCUGGCGACGCGGUUCGCGGUGGAGCCGCCCGGCCUCGUGCAGCUGGAGAAGGAGAUAGCCCUGGAGGAGCGGGACUCCGGCCUCGACUCCGCCAUGUCCGGCGCCUGGCAGUUCCGGGACACCUCGCCGGUGCCUAACGACAAGUCCGCCAUUGAAGAGCCACCUUAUUCGCCUGACUCUAACGAGACGGAGGAGUGUGUUCCGGACAACGUGGACGCGGAGAGCACCAAGUCCGGGGGAACUGAGAACAGCUCCGACAACGAGGUCCCGCUCCGACCGACCAACGAGCUCGACAAGAGGGUGCAACUGGUGACGCGUCUGAUGCAGCGCGGCUGCAACUGCGGCGCGGGCCGCUGCUCUAAGUCGCUCAAGGUCAAGAAGGUGGGCGAGGGCCGCUACAACAUCGCCGGCAGAAACGUCUUCAUCAGGCUGCUGAAGGGUCGUCACAUGAUGGUGCGCGUGGGAGGCGGCUGGGACACGCUGGAGCACUUCCUGUCGCGGCACGAGCCCUGCCAGGUGCGGCUGGUGGCGCCGGGCGUGCGCGCUGCGCCCCGACCCGCCCCGCCCCCGCCCCGCGCGCGCCAGCUCUCCGCCUCCAGCAGCCGCUCCUCCCUGCGCGACCCCUCCCCGCACUCCCCGCCCUCCCCAAGCACGCCGCCGCGCACCUCCCCCGCGCCUCGCACGCCGCCCGCCUCGCCCGCCACCCGCGCCGCCUCCUCCGGCACGGCCUCGCCCGCCAGCAGCAAGUCCUCCCUCGGAAAAAUAUCCCCCGUCGACCCCAAAAUGGGCGCGAGUCCCGCCAAGACGUCCCCGCCGGAGGCGCGGCGCACGUCCACGCCCGGCAGGCCGCGGCCCGCCAUGACGCUGCCGCUGGGCGGCGCCGACCGCACGCCGCGCCGCCGGCAGCCCGCCCCCGCCAGCCACAGCACGCCCAACACGCCCACCGCCCGCGCCGCCCGCACCCCGCCCCUCGAGCUUCGCAAGUCCCUCACCAGCGCGCACCUCAACGCACCCAAAAAGUCGCGCAGCAUGAGCCUCGCCCUCGCGCAGGACGAUCGCCGGCCGUUCUGCGGCACCGACCGCCUCAACCAGGCCAAGAAGAACCGGGGCCCGACCGCUCCCAACUCGGACGCCGGCGUCGGCCGCAAGAACCGCAGCCAGAGCCUCGCCUCGACGCCCGUCAACGAGCCCAAGCGGCCGUUCGCGAGCGCCGGUCCCGUGAAGAAGACGCGCAGCAUGAGCCUGGCGACGGCGUACGACGUGUCCAAGCCGCUCAUCAAGAGCUCGUCGGUGGGCGGCGUGAUCACGCAGGCCGCCAUAGAGGAGAGCAUCCGGCUGUCGCUGGAGGCCAGCAUCGCGGACGAGACCGCCAAGAAACCCUUCCUCCACAUCAAGGCCAAGUACCGGAGUCCGCCGCCGCGGGAGGUGCCGCCCAGAUAACUCCGCGACCGCCACUCAUUCCAUUAAUUUAUAAUCAUACCUCCGGACGCUUAUUACUCCCCGCAUCGAGCACUGUACUAAGUGACCGCUUAACUUGUUCCACAGGUGCGGGUAUUAGGUAUUUUAGUAAGUUUAAAUCGAGUAUUUAAGAUUUUUAUUAUACCUACUACGUAUAUUAAUCAUCAUUUAAUAUAUUAUACACAUGGCCCAGGAACACAAAAUACCAAUAAUUCCUUGGCGGGAAACGAACCUCCGACCUGCUUACGAUAUAGCAAAGAGGUCAUAAUAUUAUUACAUAAUAUAACUUUUAAGAGUUGACGUACGUACGCAGGGGUAGGCGGUGGGCGCGGCCAGCACCCUGCAUCAUCACUAUACAAAGUGCAAUUAGUUUGUGUAUUUUGCGCUGGUUCGAUAUAUCAUGUAAGCGUAGAUCUCUUAAGCAAUCUCAUAUUUAUCGUUUUAUACUAAGUAGGUGAUAACACGUUCGUUGAUACUCCGGCACCGGAACGCUAGUCAUAAUGAAUUUGUUUCACGAUCGAAGAAAAUUGUAACUAAGUAUUUUGAUGUAAUUAAUUUAAUUUCAAUAUAU
Messenger RNA from Aricia agestis (brown argus), 3025 nucleotides. RefSeq names its product GAS2-like protein 3 (gene gas2). Lineage: Eukaryota; Metazoa; Arthropoda; Insecta; Lepidoptera; Lycaenidae. The record is from RefSeq and is a predicted model, not a curated record. Bases 292 to 2436 code for a protein of 714 amino acids. The transcript is spliced from 11 exons. Gene Ontology annotation, molecular function: actin filament binding; cytoskeletal adaptor activity; microtubule binding. Gene Ontology annotation, biological process: actin crosslink formation. Gene Ontology annotation, cellular component: actin filament.